Molecule: messenger RNA, 1430 nt
Organism: Zea mays
Lineage: Eukaryota; Viridiplantae; Streptophyta; Magnoliopsida; Poales; Poaceae
Exons: 9
Coding region: 321-1298 (325 amino acids)
Biological process (GO): purine nucleoside catabolic process
Cellular component (GO): cytosol
Molecular function (GO): purine nucleosidase activity
Source: RefSeq, marked validated
GAGAAUCCGAUUAGCGAUCAAGGCUAGAAUUGAUUAUUGCUCGCGGGCGACAAGUGUGGUGACGCGUCUCGAUCCGCGCACCGCUUGGGCUUCUCGUAGGAGUACUGCUCAGCCUGUCACCGUCAGCGUAUGUUCUUGUUCCAGUUCCUAUUUUUACUCCAAGUCCACUAGGGAUCCUAUCCAGAUUCGUGGGGACACCCUCUUCGAGUUCCAGGCUUCCAAGGUCCAACCUUCUCCUCUGAGGCCGUAGCAUUUGUCUGGUUGGAUUGGGUUGUUCCGCUUGGGUAGCCGGGUGGGAUCGAAAUCUGUGUGGCACCCAUAUGGCGGCGGUCGAGGGGACGAAGAAGAAGGUAAUCAUCGACACCGACCCCGGAAUUGAUGACGCGAUGGCCAUCUUCCUGGCGCUGCGGUCGCCGGAGCUGGAGGUGCUGGGCCUCACCACUACCUUCGGCAACGUACACACCGCCCUUGCCACGCGCAACGCGCUCCACCUGCUGGAGGCUGUUGGCAGGACUGACAUCCCCGUGGCAGAGGGAUCCCAUGUAACGAUCAAGAAAGCCACCAAGCUGAGGAUCGCAAGCUUCGUCCACGGUUCAGACGGCCUGGGAAACCAGGACUUCCCUCCACCAGCUACCAAGCCUGUAGAUCAGUCUGCUGCUGCCUUCCUGGUUGAGCAGGCAAAUCUGUACCCUGGUCAAGUUAGCGUUGUCGCCCUCGGCCCACUUACCAACCUUGCUCUGGCAGUCGAGCUUGACCCUGCGUUCCCGGAGAAGAUAGGGCAGAUUAUUAUUCUUGGCGGUGCGUAUUCAGUUAAUGGAAACGUGAACCCUGCAGCUGAGGCGAAUAUCUUUGGGGAUCCCGACGCUGCAGAUAUCGUGUUCACCUGCGGCGCUGAUAUUUUGGCCGUGGGACUAAAUGUAACCCACCAAGUGGUUCUAACCGAUGCUGACCGGGAAAAGCUUGAGCAGUGUGACAGCAAAUACGCCCGCUACUUGUGCAAGCUAAUGGGCGUUUAUUUUGAUUACCACAGGGACGGUUACUUCAUAAAAGGAGCGUAUCUUCACGAUCCAACGACGGUUAUUGCUGCGGUGAACCCAUCGCUGCUGACUUACACAGAAGGCGUUGUGAGGGUACAGACAGUCGGGAUCACCAAGGGCCUUACUGUUUUCGACAACACCAAGAAAAGGUACGGAGAGAUCACAGCCUGGAGUGGCAUGCCCACCGUGAAGGUCGCUGUCACCGUCGAUGCCCCUGCCGUGGUAGAGCUGAUAGUGCAGAGGCUGAUGACCGAUGACUAGCAACAACGCCACCAGCUGAUCCGGCCGCGUUGUCAUUAGAACACGAGAAUGCAUUGCGUUGCAUUGCAUGUGGUUAUGUGCGUGCUUGGUGUUUACGUACAGUUUAUAUAUAUAUGCUUGAUACGUUUGCUG